AUGAAUGAUUCACUCAUGAAGAAUACAUCUUUGUUCUACGGCAUACCUCUCAAGGAUCUGACUCCUGAAAAUGUGGAAAUUGAUGAGGAAUGCAGAUACAGUCGUCGAACCAUGUACAGAAUCAGAGAUACUAUUCCUAUAUCUAUUUCAAGAUCACUGUUUGGUUUACUAGAGCGAUAUCGCAUCAACUCGCGCGAUUUUAAAGAACGCAAUAAAGAGAGCGAGCGUAUGAAGGAAAUGCGAAGAAAAGAAAUCCGAGGUGAACGCUUACGAAAGAAGUUAAAAUCAAAAGUAGAGGAAGGUCCUGUAAAAGAAAGCAAAAAUAUAGAGAGUAAUUUCAAUGACUGCGAUCCUAUUCGCCCGCAAGAGUGGACCCCUGAGGAAGACUGGGUACCGCCAGUUGAAAAUGAGGAUGUCGAUGAUCCACCCACAUAUGUGGAGGACUCAUUUCUUGAUGUCACCUUUGAUCCUGCAGAGGUAAUUGAGCCGGCUGAGAAUGGACUAGAAGCAGAGGAUACCAGUCUGCAACAACAAAGUAAGGAAGAUCAGCCAAAGUCGCUUAUCUGCUACGAGGAUUUCUUCAUU
Strongylus vulgaris is the source of this 585-nucleotide messenger RNA. Lineage: Eukaryota; Metazoa; Nematoda; Chromadorea; Rhabditida; Strongylidae. The record is from the annotation of a GenBank genome assembly.